AUGUCCAUUGCGGAGCUGUUUCCUGACGCCAUCGCAGACGGCGAGGGCACCACUUACAUACCGCUCAAAGACUCGGAGUACAGGAAUAGCUAUAGCGAGCGUCUAUUCACAGCGAAACACUACGAUUGGCGCGACGAUUUUGUUAAAAACGGCUAUGUCGUGAUUAAAAACGCUAUUCCACGAGAGCGCGCGCUGAAGUACCAGAAAGAUGUCUUCCAGCUGGUAACAACAUUCUCCAACGUCGACUUUGCGAAUCCCGCCUCUUGGACACCAGAAACCCUGCCUCCUGUGCCGGGCAAUAUUUACAGCGGCCACGGACUCAACCACGAAAAAGUGUUUUGGGAAGCACGACUUGAACAGGGCGUUAUCGACGCAUUUGGGCAUCUUUGGGGUACCGAUCAACUUCUUGUAUCUUACGAUGGCUUCAAUGUCACGCUGCCGGUUAAGCGAACCAUCCAACCGUGGCCGCAUUUCGACCAGUCGCCAUAUAAACAGGGUCUCCACUGUGCGCAGGGAAUUAUAUGUUUGAGCGACCACACGGCUUCUGACGGUGGUUUAGUGGUUUACCGAGGCUCUCAUCUUUUGUUUGAGGAGUUUUUCAAGACUGUUCCUGAUUGGGAAAAGAACGACUACGUCGAGCUGACUCCCUCGCAGCUCGCCUGGUUCACAGAGCGUGGCUGUGAGGAGGUCAAGAUUUCGUGCGAGGCCGGCGACCUCAUUAUCUGGGACUCGCGGACGUGCCACUGGGGAAGACCUCCGACCGAAAAAAGUGAGCAUGUUCGCACAGUUCUUUAUGCAUCAUAUGCUCCGGCGGAACUUGCGUCGGCCGAAUUUUUGGAGAAACGUAGCAGGCUAUUCUACGCUGGAGAAGGAACCACGCACUGGACCCACUCGAAUUUGGCGUCGUAUUCGGCACAUAUCCCUGUGCUGGCCCACAGAAAUCAGCCGAGUAGUCCGCCAGAGCCUUCCGACAGGCUGUUGCAGCUGGCGGGUAUAAAAAGUUACUAA
This is a messenger RNA of Ogataea haglerorum, 1008 nucleotides long. RefSeq lists its product as uncharacterized. Bases 1 to 1008 code for a protein of 335 amino acids. Lineage: Eukaryota; Fungi; Ascomycota; Pichiomycetes; Pichiales; Pichiaceae. The transcript has a single exon. The record is from RefSeq and is a predicted model, not a curated record.